CCUGGAACUCUCUCCACUCAGCCUCCAUGCCCGUCCUCUUACUAUCCCCUCUCGCCCUUCCCAAUGAAGCGGCCAGGGAAUAAAGCUGCACCAUGAACGACCACUACCACCGGGCAGCCAGGGAUGGCUACCUCGACCUGCUGAAGGAAGCCACCAAGAAGGACCUCAACUCGCUCGAUGAGGAUGGCAUGACCCCAACCCUAUGGGCCGCCUACCAUGGCAACUUGGAUGCGUUAAGGCUGAUAGUUAGCAGAGGGGGUGACCCAGACAAAUGUGAUAUCUGGGGGAACACGCCUCUUCAUCUGUCAGCAGCCAAUGGUCAUCUCAAUUGCCUCUCCUUCCUGGUGUCUUUUGGGGCCAACAUCUGGUGUUUGGACAAUGACUACCACACUCCGCUGGACAUGGCAGCCAUGAAAGGCCACAUGGAGUGUGUGCGUUAUUUGGACUCCAUUGCUGCCAAGCAGAGUGGCCUCAACCCCAAGCUGGUGAGCAAGCUGAAGGACAAGGCCUUCAAGGACGCAGAGAAGCGGAUUAAGGACUGUGUAAAGUUGCAGAAGAAGCACCAUGAGAGGAUGGAGAAGCGCUACAAGAAGGAAAUGUCUGACCACUCGGACACGAUGAGUUUUUCUAGUUACUCCAGCAGCACUCUGAGCAGGAGGUUCCAGCACAUGUCUAUGAUGACUUCCUUGCCAUAUUCUCAGGCCACCAUACACGGCACAGCCAAGGGCAAGACCAAAAUCCAGAAGAAGCUGGAGAAAAAGAAGCAAGUGGAUGGAACCUUCAAAAUCUAUGAGGAUGGGAGGAAAAGUGUGAGGUCCUUGUCUGGUUUGCAGCUGGGCAACGACGUCAUGUUUGUGAAACAAGGCACCUAUGUUAGCCCAAAGGACUGGACCCGGCGCAACGUUAGGGACAUGUUUAUGACAGACGAAGAUACUGUCUCCCGUGCCAUAAGUGACCCAGGUUUGCACAUGGACUCGGCCCAUUCUGAGGUCAGCACCGAUUCUGGUCACGACUCUUUAUUCAAUCGACCUGGACUUGGCACGAUGGUUUUCCGGAGGAACUAUGUCAGUAGCGGACUGUUUGGGAUUGGCCAGGAUGACCCCAGCAUGCUGGGAGAGGACAGGAUGGGUGUUAAACUUCACAACCGCCUGCAGCGCUCGCCAAGUCUCAAUGACAGCAUCGGCAGUGCCAACAGCCUGCAGGAGAGGAAUGUGGAGGAGCUGCCGUGGGAUGAGGUGGAGCUGGGCCUGGAUGAUGAUAUCGAGCCUGAGACGAGCCCCCUGGAGACCUUUCUGGCUUCCUUGCAUAUGUCUGAGUUCAUUUCAAUCCUCAAGAAGGAGAAGAUUGACCUAGAAGCUCUUACGCUGUGUUCGGACAAUGAUCUGAAAAGCAUCAACAUUCCACUGGGGCCCCGGAAAAAGAUGCUGGAUGCUGUCAAGAGGAGGAGACAGACUAUGGAGAACCCUGAUGUCAUAGAAGACACUGAGCUGUAAAGCAAUUGAGCCCCUUCCUUUCACACUCAUGGAAUACACACUGGUCUUCAGCAUGAUGCGCAUAGCAUAGAAUGAUAGCUGUUUUUAAGGAACAAGAAAUGAACAGAAAAACAAAACCCCAGUUCUAAGUUGCCAGAAAACAUCUCCCAGUGAUCCUAACAGUGGGAAAUAAUGAACGCCAUAAUAAAAGGCCCAAUUCUAACCACCGCUCAGCUUCCUUUCUCUGCUUUCCUGCCUGCAGACUUUUGCCAGAGAACAGCCUCUUGCUUAAGAGCAUUUUGGGGACAUGGGUUGCACGACACUAAUCUAACCAUGCAGUCUUAUACAUGUCUACUCAGAAGUAAGCCCCAUCAAGUCCAACAGGACUUACAGGGCCUGUGGCGCUCCAGCUGUUAUCGAACACUUUCCCCUGCCACAGGUUUUCCAGGCCUAUCCUAUAUGAACAGCGACAGAUGAAGGAGCUUCAUUUGAACCAUACCUUCACAACUCUGUGAUUACCACCACCAAGAUUUGCAAUGUCAGUGGAAUCCCACCAGUAUUGUAACUUUGGCUAUCACAUUGUGAAGCCACCAUGCUUCAAAGCAAAUCUUAGGGGUGAGUUGAGCUCACCUGCAUUUCCUGUUCUGAGAACACUAGGGAAAUUGCUCUACCUUUGCACGGUUCUGACUGCAUGACUUGGAGUGGGAGGCAAAUGUAUGGAAAUAGACAUGGGUGGAAUUAGUUUAUUUUUUAUGCCUGCCUUGUCUGUUUCUCCUGCUGCUUUCACUUACUGUGACUGGAACGAACACACACACAAACACACACACUGUCUCAAGCCUCUUUUCCCCACAAGGUUUAUAUUUUUGCUAAUGGAUGGGCUGGUCUAUGUUAUAGAACUUCUCCUGGUGAUGCUUCUUCUUCAGUUUUGCAAAGGCUUUGUUGCAAUGUUUUAACUAAAGGUAAAACAAGCUAAGCCAUACCAAUGGGACUAGUGAAGAAAACUCCACUGACAAAAUAUAGGGGCAGACCUUUCAGCACUGGACAGCCUAUUGCCAUGUGUAAACAUAGGGUCCCUCCACUCACAGAAUUGUAGAGGGUCAUCUAGUCCAACCCCCUAGGAAUGCAGGAAUCCUGCCCACAGCCGCCGCCCCUGUGCCACUGUCAUUUGAGAGCAGUUAAAAGCAUCUGAUCACAUUAGCAUGUGGUUUGAAUCCAAAGGACCAAUACUGGGCAAAUUUAAACUGUGGUAAACUGAAUUUUAGCCAAGCUCUUUGUUUAUAUUAGCCAUUAAACAAACAACCUAAACUUGGUUGCAAUUCUCAAGCCUACUUUUAUUCAGUAGGAUUUCUCUGGAGCAAGUGUUGUGUGGUUUGAGAUCAUGGAGAGAAACUGUUUCCCUUUCUCCACUUUACAUGACUCUCUUGUGCCCGAUCAUAUCUACGGUGUAUAUCUUUCAAGCUGCAAUCUUAAGUGUACUUGGAGGUAAGCCUGACUGAACAUCAGUGGGCGGAAUCCAAUGUUGUGCAAACUUCCUCUUGCACAAUGGGCCUUCAUUGCUUCCUUCUCUCUCUCUCAAGUGAACACCCAAAUUUUGCUCUGGAUGGGGAGUCCGCACCACCCAGAACACAAAUUCUGAGGUGUGAAGAGGGCUGGGAGAGGGAGAAGAAGGUGAAGCCCUAUUGCAUGAGCAGAAGUCAAUUUUACAAUCCAACAGGGACUCGUUUCUGAGUAAAUAUGCAUAGAAUUGGGCUGCAGUUUGGUAAAUGUUUUUGCAUUUACAGUACUUCUCCUAUCUUCUUUGAAUGUUUGAUAUGUUUUAUAUUCCAUGUAUGUAUGUAUGUAUGUAUGUAUAUCCAACCUGUAAAAGGACACUGUUGUUUACUGCUUAUUUAUUAUACCAUGUGCAUACUAUUCCCUGCCACUGCCUGAUUACAAUAUUUUUAAUAAAGAACCUGGCGUAGUUUGUCUUUCACGAUUAUAAUUGAGAAGAGGAGGCUGCUUCUAGGUAUGUUUCUGCAGGUUUAUUUUAAAUGCAAAUUGCAUCAUUUGGGACUAGAACAAGGGCACUAUUUUAGUACAGCCAGAUCCCAGGAAUUCCAGGUUUUGGCCAAAAUGAAGCCCACUGACUCCAUUCCUGCUCUGUUUCCAAGCCAGAGAGACCAUGCAUCACUCACUCCAGGCGCUUUGAGCCUGGCAU
Molecule: messenger RNA, 3669 nt
Organism: Zootoca vivipara (common lizard)
Lineage: Eukaryota; Metazoa; Chordata; Lepidosauria; Squamata; Lacertidae
Gene: USH1G
Product: USH1 protein network component sans
Biological process (GO): sensory perception of light stimulus; equilibrioception; sensory perception of sound
Molecular function (GO): protein binding
Source: RefSeq, a predicted model, not a curated record